This is a messenger RNA of Drosophila persimilis, 950 nucleotides long. RefSeq lists its product as uncharacterized. The coding region runs from base 15 to 839 and encodes 274 amino acids. Gene Ontology annotation, molecular function: acyltransferase activity, transferring groups other than amino-acyl groups. NCBI's taxonomy places the organism in Eukaryota, Metazoa, Arthropoda, Insecta, Diptera, Drosophilidae. The record is from RefSeq and is a predicted model, not a curated record. The transcript is spliced from 4 exons.
GUACCACGUCGGAAAUGGAUUCACUGGUUGAGAUACCACGCGGCGAUUGGAUAAAGCUGCGAGAUCUAUAUGCCGACCGAGAUACGGAUCCACAUGGUUACAUGUGCAUUAAUAACUAUAUAAAUUGGGUGCAGAAAGAACCAGAACUGCCAGUCAGAGUAUUAUCGCUAAAUGGGGAGUGGAAACAAGAGGGAACAUUCCUAAUAGCCGUCGAUAUGGGACUUAAUCUUCAGCAUCUCUACUUCAAUACAUUGAGCGAUGAUCUGAGCCCAGUGACGAAGGCAAUUGAAUGCUUGAAGUCCUCAAAUGAUGAGUACCUGUUCUUUGGCUUUAGUUCUCGCUUUGAGCCUUUGGUCAGGAAUUUUGGGAAGACAUGUCUCCCCAAAGAACUCGGUAUUGUGGACGCCGUUUGGUAUUUUGCCAGCAAGGAACUUGUAUCCACAUUCACCAUCGAAGUCCCAAAUGGCAUCAGACUGAACAAUUUGAGUGUUAAAGAUGCCGAAACGGUCAACGAAAUCUGGCCACAUCGUGCUCAUGAUUCCGUGAAAUUUGUCCGACGGCUGAUUCGAUAUAAUGAAAAUGUUGGCGCCUAUGAUGAGACUGGAAAAUUGGUGGCCUGGUGCCUGAGAUUGCCAAUUGGUGCCUUGGGUCUGCUCCAAGUUCUAGAAUCGCAUAAGCGCCUGGGCCUGGGCAGCCUCAUGGUUCGCGCUCUGUCGAAAAAGAUCAAUGAUUUGGGCGAAUCAGUCGUAGCUCCGGUGGUAACACAAAAUUCAGCCUCCCGCGGAAUGUUUGAGAAAAUCGGUUUCCAACCGAUUGAUAAAGUCUAUUGGGCCGAAUAAACAGAUCAAUAGAUAAGGAAAAUAAAAGACCCUAAUCAAACAUCUCUUAUCUCAAACUUGAAUUAUCAAUUAUAAUAUAAUCUAAUAGCUAAUAAAUGCGAAGUCCGCCUA